AAUAAAAACCAAUACUCUCUAUCUCUCUUCUAUAUUUGUCUUGAAUAAGCUCCUUGAUUUAACAACUACAUCUACUAUAGCCGUUAUAACCACCAAGGCAUUGUUCAUUUCUUGGAAAUUAUGGACUGGCAACUGAGUAAAAGAAGACGUGUUUAUUCCCUUGAACCAAACGAAAAAGUAAGUGCCUUGUUUGCAAGAAAAUAUGUCAAUCACUUAGUACCAGCUCUGAGGAAGAUCAACCAAUUGUCUUCAGCCAAAAAUGGUGUGUAUGAAGUGGAGAAAAUUGUUCGACAUGAGGUGGACAUGGCAAUGGUAUCGUCCGCCGAAGAAUUUGCAUGGAGUCGUGCCUUGAAACAAAAGCUUCAAAGAAAUACUGUCAAUGCAGGUGGAUUCCAAAACUCUUCCUUUCAUCAUCUAACAUCUUUAAACUGUAAUUUCACUUGUGGGCAGAAGAGCAAUUGCAUUAUUGAUGAAAAGGGUUGUGACAGUUCAUCACUGCCUCCUGUUUCUAAAGCAUUGAUCCCAAUGAAAUUUUCUCAAAACCCUAAUAGCAAACCGGAAAUUAAGAAGCCCAUUAGGGCUAGGAGACUACUUUUGCCACUAAAGGAAGAGAAUAUAGAGGAAAAUGAAGAGGAGAAGAUUAGCUGCCAGUUGAAGAAACUGAGAAACAUUUUACCAGGUGGAAAUGAGAUGGGUGUUGAUGUAUUGCUCACAGAACUGGGAAGCUAUAUAACCUGUCUUGAGUUGCAGGUAAAUGUACUUCAGUGUCUAGGCCAAACGCACUGAUCAGCUAAAUAAAUUUUUUUUUCAAUUAUAGGAAUAAUCUUAUGCGUGUAGCAUAUUAUUGCUGUUAUCAUAUUUCUUGUGUUGUAAAUAUAGGUGGACAUGGACCUAAUUAUUUAGUGAAGAAGGGUUAAAAGAAAGCACUUUUGUUCUUUCUUUGAUUGUUUAGUAAUAAUGCGUGAAAAGCAUGUGGUUUAUGUAA
This is a messenger RNA of Quercus lobata, 985 nucleotides long. Its product is annotated as transcription factor bHLH146-like. The transcript is spliced from 2 exons. Gene Ontology annotation, biological process: regulation of DNA-templated transcription. The record is from RefSeq and is a predicted model, not a curated record. NCBI's taxonomy places the organism in Eukaryota, Viridiplantae, Streptophyta, Magnoliopsida, Fagales, Fagaceae. Bases 121 to 786 code for a protein of 221 amino acids.